This is a messenger RNA of Acipenser ruthenus (sterlet), 2694 nucleotides long. RefSeq names its product zinc finger and BTB domain containing 24 (gene zbtb24). Gene Ontology annotation, biological process: regulation of transcription by RNA polymerase II. NCBI's taxonomy places the organism in Eukaryota, Metazoa, Chordata, Actinopteri, Acipenseriformes, Acipenseridae. Gene Ontology annotation, cellular component: nucleus. Bases 53 to 2365 code for a protein of 770 amino acids. Gene Ontology annotation, molecular function: protein binding; RNA polymerase II cis-regulatory region sequence-specific DNA binding; DNA-binding transcription factor activity, RNA polymerase II-specific. The transcript is spliced from 7 exons. The record is from RefSeq and is a predicted model, not a curated record.
UUUUACCGUUCAUAGGAUUCUCUUCGCCUGUACUUUCAGCUCUCGUCGGCUAAUGGUAAUCUCGCGAGAUUGUCAGGGUAUAUUUGUGGACGUUGUAAUUGAAGGUUCCAAGAAACAGCAUUUGCUCUGUAACAAGAUGGAAAAUCCAUUACAAGACCCUGCAACCACUGCGUUUGUCCUUUAUUCCAAAGAGCACAAAGACACUAUAUUGAAUAAAUUUGAGGAGCACCGGAAGAAGGAUUUCUUGUGUGACAUCACCCUGAUAGUAGAAGAUGUUCAUUUCAAGGCCCACAAAGUAUUACUGGCUGCCAGCAGUGAGUAUUUCUCGGUGAUGUUCGCCAGUGAAGGCCAGGUGGGUCAGUCCUUCUACAUGUUGGAAGGGAUGGCAGCAGAAACAUUCAGAGCGGUGCUGGACUUUGUCUACACCGGCCAGGUCUCUGUCAUACAGGGGACCACAGAGCAGAUUCUGGCGAUGGCCCAGAUCUUAAAGAUCAGCGACCUGGUGAAAGCCUACACAGAGUACCAAAACGAUAGCACUGUCAAAAACAUGGAAACCACAACAGCACAGACCAGCAGCAAGAAUAACACCGAGCAGGAUGUGAAGCCCAAACGCAAAAGAGGGAGGCCAAGGAAAAACGACAGGCCUGCUGGUGGGGAAGAGGCAACAGAAACUGCAGCUACCAAGUCAGAUGAGGCACUGGAAAAGGAAACCACAGCACAAGUCACAUUAGCAAACGGGGACACUGGGUCAUCCACCCAGGAGAUUUCAAAUGAAACACUUCAAACUGAGGAGCUAGCUGAUUCAGAGACUCACCCAGGCCUCCCUGAGGAUAAAGACGAGGAUUACGACCCGAAAAAGGAGGGCAGGCUGGUAUAUCGCAGUCGCUAUAGUAACCGAAAGAUAAAAACGUCAGUCAAGCUGAAGGGUUUCCGGCUGGAGGAGAACCAGUCAGAGAGGUGGGAGCUUGGGAAGCGGGGGAGGAAGAGGAAAUAUCCGGACACAGAACCGCGCUGUGAAGACUGUGGAAAGAUCUUCAAGAAUCAUCUCUUUUUAACCAUCCAUCAAAGAACCCACACUGGAGAACGUCCAUACAAGUGCGUUGAAUGUGGGAAAGGUUUCUCUCAGAAGCACACCUUGGUGGUGCACCAGCGAAUGCAUACAGGAGAGAGGCCCUACAUCUGUACUGUGUGCUGCAAGGCUCUUUCUACAAAGCACUCGCUGGUGGAGCACAUGAGCCUGCACACAGAGCAGAAGUCUUUCAGUUGUGACCAGUGUGGGAAGAGUUUCAGCCAGAAGAGACAACUGAAGAGCCAUUAUCGAGUGCACACAGGUAAGCCUUUACCAGAGUGUGCACAUUGUAACCGUAGGUUUAUGGAUGCUGCUCAGCUGAAGAAACAUCUAAGAACACAUACAGGUGAGAAACCAUUUACAUGUGAAAUUUGUGGCAAGUGUUUUACAGCAAAGAGCACCCUGCAAACUCAUAUCCGAAUCCACAGAGGAGAGAAACCAUAUGUGUGCAGUGUCUGCAGCAAGUCAUUCUCAGACCCAAGUGCCAAGAGGAGACAUGCAGCCUCCCACUCAGGAAAGAAGCCUUUCUCCUGCUCCCUCUGUAAUGUAACCUUUGCACGUCUGGACAACCUGAAGGCUCACACAAAGACCCACAACAAGGAGAGACCCACCGAGUUGGCAGAGAGCAGUGCCGGGGUCGAGGAGGUACGGAGCAUUCUCCAGCUGCAGGAGUACCAGCUGCCAACCUCCGGGGAGCAGGAAAUCCAGCUGGUGGUCACCAAUGAGGUGGACAGUAUGAACUUCUUGCCUGGUCAAGGCCAGGGAAUAAGUAUCAUCACUGCUGAUGGAUCCCAAAACAUGACUCCAGAGCAGGCUUCUGGACUGACCCUUCUGACUCAGCCGUCACAGCAUGUGCAGAACCUGGCCCUGGUCACGCAGGGAGAGCAGGCAGAACAGAUACAGACCAUCAGCGUCAUGGAGGGUCAAGUAGGCGCAGGCCAGCCAGAGCAGAUGCACGUCAUUACUCUGACAAAGGAAACCAUGGAGCACCUCCAGGUCCACCAUGGGCCGCCCCAGCACCUGCAGAUCAUGCAGAGACCUUCACAGCCUGUCCAUGCCAUGCAGGACUCAACCCAGCAGAUCCAUAUUAGCCAAGAGCCUCCUGCUCAGCAGCUGCAGAUGAACAGAGAGCAGCAGGGACAGGCAAUACACAUCAGCGGACAGACAGCCCAGCCGAUCUCCAUCAGCCAGACAACCCAACAGAUUCCCAAACAUCAGAUACAAGGGCAGACUUUUCAGAUCCAGGCAGGGACUGUUUCUUACCUCUACACCACAAAUUUGACAACACAGGACUGACCUGAAUCAAGUGCAUUUCUAAAUAAAAAACAGUUUGUUGAACAAUUAUACAAUAUACCAUGCAUAGAGGGUGAUUCAUAAAUAAUGGACCAUAUGACAUAAAAAAAAGCACCUACCCCAAUUAACCAGGCUUAUUAAUUUGCAUGAAACUUUGCUUACUUGAAUACUUAAACACUAAGUCCACAUGUUCAUCACUCAACACUGUAUGUGUUCCUGUCCGCCAUGACUGUCUACUUAGAAACCUGAAACAAAAUACUGUUGUAUUUCUGAAAGGAGAAUCCGCCCAUUAAUGAAAUGCGUAAUGAUUAAACCCGAUAUAUAUAUAUAUA